Electrophorus electricus (electric eel) is the source of this 2749-nucleotide messenger RNA. It is a transcript of the gene nudcd3, whose product is annotated as NudC domain containing 3. Lineage: Eukaryota; Metazoa; Chordata; Actinopteri; Gymnotiformes; Gymnotidae. The record is from RefSeq and is a predicted model, not a curated record. Gene Ontology annotation, cellular component: cytoplasm. Gene Ontology annotation, biological process: protein folding.
UAGCCUUGCGUCCGCUUGGUGAUCUCGUAUUUUCUACGAGUCAGUGGUAGUGUGUAUCCGUUUAUUUAGCUAAGGAAAACAAUUUAAUAUAACAUAGCGUUAGUUUUCUGGAUUUAUUUUUGAUUUUCUUUUGUUUUUAAGAAUUUUGAACAUGUCUUCGCCGUUGGAAAUGACAGAGUUAUACGACAAUGCCUUGCUUGGAAUCCUGCAGCAUGUUGGAAACAUUCAGAAUUUUCUGCAGAUCUUCUUUGGGUUUUUGUACAGAAAAACAGACUUCUAUCGCCUGCUGAGCAACCAGAAUGACCGCAUGGGGUUUCCACCUGGUGUGGCGGAAAAGAUGGUCCUGAAGACGUUUAGGUUGUUCGAGAAGUUGGCGGCGCACGACAGAGCGAGGGCGCUGCAGCUCGCGGAGGAAGCGAGGGCGCCAGCCGUGCAGGAGCUCGAGAUUCAGCCGCAGACGGAAGACGCUGCAUGCGCGCAGACGGAAGACGCUGCAUGCGCGCAGAUAGAACCUGCAGCCACCACAGCCUCGUGCACAGAGCUGCCCGGGGCCCCAAACGCAACGUCGCGCGAGGAAAAGGCUGUCCAGCCUGGAGAGGGCGAGCAGCUAGCGCAUGCGGGGCCUGCGCUCGAAGACCCUGCGGCGUUCGCCAGCUCCGAUUCUCGUACCGCUGUGCCUGGGCAGACUAAUUUCCAGGCCAACCCAGAUAGUUACAAUGGUGCUGUCAGAGAAAACUACAGUUGGUCACAAGAUUACACCGAUGUGGAAGUUCGAGUUUUUGUGCAGCCCAAUGUUGUCAAGGGUCGACAGGUGUCUGUCAGCCUUCAGCCUGACAGGGUGCGCGUCGCAGUGAAAGAGGGGGCGUCCGAAAAAGCCCUGAUGAAUGGCGAGUUCACACACAAAAUUAACACAGAGAACUCGCUGUGGAGUCUCGAACCAGGGCACUGUGUGUUGCUGUCUCUCAGUAAAUGCGGGGAGGUGUGGUGGAGUGCCGUGCUGAAAGGAGAGGAGGAAAUCGAUGUGAACCAGAUCAACCGCGAGCGCUCCAUGGCCACCGUGGAUGAGGAGGAGCAUGCCGUGCUUGACCGGCUCACCUUCGACUACCACCAGAAGUUGCAGGGGAAACCGCAGAGCCACGAGAUGAAGGUUCACGAGAUGCUGAAGAAGGGCUGGGAUGCGGAGGGCUCGCCAUUCAAAGGCCAACAGUUCGACCCAUCCAUGUUCGACAUACCCCCAAGCGCUGUCCAGUUUUGAGUUCAAACAUCUUUGGCAGAUGCUAAAUGAGCAGCCAAAUGUUAAAAUCUACACCAUACACUUUAAAGCAAGCACCGAUGACUCUACAGUUAUCAGGGAGAGGAGUUUCCAGUAACACAGUGUGGUGGACGAUAUGAAGGCGCUGCCAAAGAGCUCAUGGAAAAGCCUUGGCUACAGUAAUUAUGUUCUGGUGUGUUUGUUACUGUAUGGCUUGGGGAACUGGUUAGACCUGUUUAACUCUCCUUUUACAAGUGGCUGCAUUUAUCUCAUCAUUUGUCACAUCUUCCCACUUGCAGAAUAUCCACAUGACCUGUGCAUUACAUUGGAAUGAUUAAAUCAUGGCCAAGGAUUUAACUAAAGACUUCUGAACUGUGUCUAAAUGCCUAAUAAAAUCAGUUGUUAAUCCAUACUGGUGAUAAUAGUAAAAUAUAUUUCAAGGGGGGUUUUGUUAGACCAGUUAAGAAUAUAUUUUACAUUUAAUUUUCGUAUGUUCUUGAGCUAUAGUGAGCAUUUCUCACGUUUAGAAGCCUGAUGGAUAUUGUGCGUUGCAAGUUUUAUUUUUGGUUUCAUUAAAUUUUUGCUGGUUGUGCCUAAAUAAACUACAUUACUAAGGUAAAUUGAGCAGAUUAUCAUCUUUUGUGGCACAACUACUUAAUUCACUAAGAUUCAUUGUAGACAGAAAUUAAAACCUCGUUGAAAAUAGGAUACUUUUGUUCUCAUUUUCCCUGCCAUGCCAAUGUAUUUUUCCGCCACCUAGUGGUGAUUAUUCCUAAUUACGGCCGAGUACAAUCUAUGGAACACCAAAAGUGCCAAAAAAGCAACCUAAAUCAGAAACAUUUUAAUGUGCUAUAAAUUAUGGAAUUAUGAAGCCUUUGAAGCCAUACAGUAUGCUGCAAUAAUUACGUUGCCAUAGAAAAUGCAGCAAAAUAUGUUAAAUGUGUAUUCUUGCAAAAUCAUCGCAUUUUUCGUUGAGUCAUUUAACCCAUCAAAAAACCUUAUCUUGAUCCUAGUGAGCUUGUUAAUUAUAGACCAAUAUCAAACCUACCAUUUAUUGCAACGAUCUUAGAGAAUGUGGUGUUGCAAAAACUAUGCAUUUAUGCCUGAAAAACUCCUUGGAUGUUUUUCAGUCUAGGUUUUGACCCUAUCAUAGCAAAGAAAGAGUGUUAACUAGAGUUGUCAAUGAUCUGUGCUAGUCAGUCAACAGUGAUUACCUGGCUAUUCUUGUGUUCUAAGACCUCAGUAAAGUACUGAACACUUUACCAUCCAUUACCCACCAGAGCAUCUUCUUUAACAGGGUGGAAAAUCUUGUUGGAGUUAAACGGGAGGCUAUCCUGAUUUAAUUGAUUUGUGUCCCUUGGGGAUCAGUGCUUGGCCCGUUGCCGUUCUCGCCUAUAUGUUGCCACAUUGUAUGGAUUUUCAGUGUUUAUUAACGGCAUGCAGCUUUAUCAACUAAGACAAAUGGUGCUACUAGCCUAAAUAAAAUUGGUUUCUAAA